UCUUCUUCUUCUUCUUUAAACCCGCUAUCUCCUUACCAGUAUAUACCAGUUCAAGUUCAAGCACUGAUUUUUUCACUGAAGGUCUCCAAUUUCGCCGGAGGUGUGCACGGACAUCAAGCGAUCGUUUCUUUCUUGCCGCUAGUCACUACGGUAGAUCAUGGAGCUCUUCCUUGGUCGACACUGAACAACGCCAUUUGCUGCUUACUCAGCAUCGGUGAGCCUCGCGCAUGCGCGAGGCAGGGGCGUUGUCCAAUGCGCUUGCGAGCGUAUUACCAGGCGAGUUGGCAGACCUGCAGAGAAACUCUCAACCUCCAGUACCUUCUGUAAGUAAGUGUGCACAUUUCCAACUGGCUAGCUUGCUGUUGAUUUGCACGAAGAGCAACUUGCCAGAGUCUACGCUGUGUUACGCGAGCCUCGCGGGGCACUCAGUCAAACGGGCCUUCAUUGUUUGUCCCCCCAGGUUGUAGCCUGAUUACCAAAGCCUGCCCAUGAAACCACAACCAUGUGCAAUAAUCUAAUUACAUCCUUGUUGAAGACAAUACAUGAGGUGAAUGCGGUAUCUAGCCCCUGCUUCAGGCACCAUUAUAGCUACUACUUUCAACAGUUACAAUUUGUCUAUGGUAGCCUAUCUACAACAUACCCAUGAACAUCAGAGUGACUAUAACAAUAAAUGUAGUGUUGUCAUAAGCUGUUAAAAAAAUAGUGGAAACAAGUGGAAAAAUCAUUUCUUCAAAAUGAAAGGGGGAUAU
Molecule: messenger RNA, 749 nt
Organism: Geodia barretti
Lineage: Eukaryota; Metazoa; Porifera; Demospongiae; Tetractinellida; Geodiidae
Source: the annotation of a GenBank genome assembly